Fonsecaea multimorphosa CBS 102226 is the source of this 1173-nucleotide messenger RNA. RefSeq lists its product as uncharacterized. Lineage: Eukaryota; Fungi; Ascomycota; Eurotiomycetes; Chaetothyriales; Herpotrichiellaceae. Gene Ontology annotation, molecular function: NADPH dehydrogenase activity; FMN binding. The coding region runs from base 1 to 1173 and encodes 390 amino acids. The transcript has a single exon. The record is from RefSeq and is a predicted model, not a curated record.
AUGGGCUCUCUCCCCAUUCCGACGCCGUCGCCCUCGCGGCUCUUCGAGCCACUCAAGCUCGGCAACGCGACGCUCCAACACCGACUGGUGAUGGCACCGUUGACGCGGUUCCGGGCCGACGAGUCCCACGUGAUAAUGCCCAUCGCCGCGACGCACUACAGCCAACGGUCCUGCGUCCCGGGGACGCUCCUGAUCACAGAGGCGACCUUCAUCUCUCACCGGGCAGGCGGCUACCUGAACGUCCCGGGGAUAUACACGGACGAGCAGAUCGCCAGCUGGAAGCAGGUCGUCGACGCCGUGCACUCCAAGGGCUCGUUCGUCUACUUACAACUAUGGGCGCUAGGCCGCACCGCGAACCCGGAGGUGGCGUCCGCAGAGGGGAUCGAGAUCGUGUCGAGUUCGCCCACCCCGGUCGUCAAGAGCGACAGCAGCAGCCACGGGAGCGGGAGCAGUGCGCCGACCCCGGUGCCGCGGGAGAUCCGCACCGACGAGAUCCAGGGCUGGGUCGACGACUACGUGACCGCGGCGCGCAACGCCGUCCACAAGGCCGGCUUCGACGGCGUCGAGAUCCACGCCGCAAACGGCUACCUGAUCGACCAGUUCACGCAGGACGUGUGCAACGUGCGCACCGACGAGUACGGGGGCAGCAUCCCCAACCGCUCGCGGUUUGGGCUUGAAGUCGCCCGCGCCGUCGCCGCCGCCGUGGGCGCCCACCGCACGGGCAUCCGUCUGAGCCCCUUCAGCACGUUCCAGGGCAUGAAGAUGCGCGAACCCCUACCGCAGUUCCUCAACUUCAUGGACGGGCUGAAAGAUCUCGGCCUCGCCUACGUCCACCUCGUCGAGGCCCGCAUCUCGGGCAACGCCGACGUCGAGACCACCGAGAAUAUAAAACCCCUGGUUACCGCCUGGGGAAACGCCUCCCCCGUGCUGAUCGCCGGCGGCUUCACCCCGGCAAGCGCCCGCCGCGCCGUAGACGAGGAAUACAAGGAUCAGGAUAUCGCCAUUGUCUUUGGCCGGCAUUUCAUCUCAACCCCUGACUUGGUCUUCAGAAUUGCAAACAACCUCCCCCUGACCCCAUACAACCGAGAUACCUUCUACACCCCAAAGUCUGAAGUGGGCUACAUCGACUACCCUUUCAGCGAGGAGUUUGUACAAGCACAAGGCAGGCUCUAG